AUGGCUCCCAACGCCCCCACCCGCCCUGAGCUCCAGCAGGCUCUCUACGACAUUGGCAUGCCCAUCCGCCGCAAGGUCUUGGGUAACAGCUACGUCGACAACGCCCUUGCGAACGGUUCUACCGAGUUUGCCAAAGCUAUGCAAGAAUUCACCACGGCAUUCUGCUGGGGUGCUGUUUGGGACCGACCUGGCCUAGAUCGGAAACAACGAUCUCUCAUCAACCUUUCCAUGCUUGCCGCGACUGGCAAGAUCCACGAGCUUGCCGUUCAUACCCGAGGCGCUGUCAACAACGGAGUUUCGGCUACGGAGAUUCGAGAGAUUUUUGUGCAGGUGUGUAUCUACAUGGGUGUCCCGGCGGGUAUGGAGGCAUUCAAGGCCGCUGAGAAGGUCUUGAUCGACAUGAAGGAGGAAGGUGUUGAGGUCAAGCCUUGA
Molecule: messenger RNA, 432 nt
Organism: Fusarium oxysporum Fo47
Lineage: Eukaryota; Fungi; Ascomycota; Sordariomycetes; Hypocreales; Nectriaceae
Product: AhpD-like protein
Exons: 1
Coding region: 1-432 (143 amino acids)
Molecular function (GO): peroxiredoxin activity
Source: RefSeq, a predicted model, not a curated record